This is a messenger RNA of Trichobilharzia regenti, 255 nucleotides long. Lineage: Eukaryota; Metazoa; Platyhelminthes; Trematoda; Strigeidida; Schistosomatidae. The record is from the annotation of a GenBank genome assembly.
AUGAUGAUUAAAUCAGAUGAAUACCAGCUCCCGCUGACAGUUGGUGGAUUGGGAUAUUACACUGUCAAAUUUGGAGGGAUCAGUUUCACUAUGGGAAGUAACUACAACGUUUCAAUUCAGGAUAAGCGCUGUUCAUACUGGUUUGUAUUCGGCAGUUCCCUUACUGACGAAGAAAUGACAACGAAAACUGGAAGGCGUCCCGGUUCAGUGUAUUGUAAAGGUUGGCAAAUUCCAAUCGAUUGGAAAGAAAAAUAA